Molecule: messenger RNA, 872 nt
Organism: Corylus avellana
Lineage: Eukaryota; Viridiplantae; Streptophyta; Magnoliopsida; Fagales; Betulaceae
Source: RefSeq, a predicted model, not a curated record
AUGUUGUAUUCUCAUUUGCGUAAACUAUUUUCUAUUGUUUUCCUCCACCUCAGAGCAGACUAUUGUGAGAGGAACCUUUAUGGAGCGUAUUGGCAGGUAUUGGAGCUGGAGAUUCAAGUAUUGAAAUAUUUGGGCUAUCAACUAUUUUCCCCCACCACAAAAACUUUUCUAAGGCGAUUUCUUCGAGCAGCACAAGCUUCUUACAAGAUCCCUAGUCUAGAACUGGAGUACUUGGCGAACUAUCUAGCCGAAUCAACGUUAAUUGACUAUGGCUUUCUGAAUUUCCUUCCCUCUGCCAUAGCUGCAUCGGCUGUAUUUCUUGCCAGAUGGACUUUAGAUCAGUCAAACAACCCAUGGAAUCCAACUCUAGAACACUAUACCUCUUACAAGGCAUCAGAUUUGAAAACCAUAGUUCUUGCUAUACAAGCUUUACAGUUGAACACCAACGGUUGUUCUCUGAGUGUCAUACGCAUGAAGUAUAGGCAACAGAAGUUUAAAUCUGUGGCGGCUUUGUCUUCCCCAAAACUGCUCAAAACACUUUUCGAAAGAUAAAAUGGCUGUUGGAUACUGCAAAGGGGACUGCCAAAAAACAGGUAUACUUUCCAGAUGGAAGUGUCAUCUGGAUAUCUCAUUUACUCCAUGAGUUUCUGCCUGAUGCCUAUCUUUAAUCCUCUCUCAUGUCCAUUAAUAUCAUUUCCACAAAAUUUUUGAAAUCUUUGUUCAUAGUCUUUAUGAUCUUGAGUUGGGUUUUAUGGAACCUGUUUUUGUAAAGUUUAAACUAGCACAUCAUCAGCUGUAACCAAGAAUUACUUCAAGACAGGAAGUAGGUGAAUGUAAAUAUGGCAGCCAAAUCCUGAGUUCUUUUCACUAUA